Messenger RNA from Ustilaginoidea virens, 1398 nucleotides. RefSeq lists its product as uncharacterized. The transcript has 4 exons. NCBI's taxonomy places the organism in Eukaryota, Fungi, Ascomycota, Sordariomycetes, Hypocreales, Clavicipitaceae. Gene Ontology annotation, biological process: GPI anchor biosynthetic process. The record is from RefSeq and is a predicted model, not a curated record. Gene Ontology annotation, cellular component: membrane; glycosylphosphatidylinositol-mannosyltransferase I complex. Bases 1 to 1398 code for a protein of 465 amino acids. Gene Ontology annotation, molecular function: GPI mannosyltransferase activity; alpha-1,4-mannosyltransferase activity.
AUGAACCAAAAAAACACCAACAAUGCCAACGCCCACGAUGCGCUCCCCCCCCACGCGGACGUUGGCAUCAAGAUCAACAUCGCCAUCGCCAUCGCCAUCGCCAUCGCCACCCCCAUCCCCGUCGGCAUCAGCACCCCCAUCCCCGUCCCCAUCGUCCCUCCUCCGCCCCGCCCCCCUGUUCCUCGUCGCCGCCGCCCUCCGCCUCGCCCUCCUCGCCUACGGCGCCUACCAGGACGCCCGCUCCGCCGUCAAGUUCACCGACAUCGACUACCUCGUCUUCACCGAUGCCGCCCGCCUCGUCUCCGCCGGCCAGUCGCCCUACGCCCGCGACACGUACCGCUACACCCCCCUCCUCGCGUGGCUGCUGCUCCCCACCGCCGCCUUCCUCCCCCUCGGCAAGCUCGUCUUCGCCCUCGCCGACCUCCUCGCCGGCUGGCUCGUCCUGCGCGUCCUGCGCCGCCGGGGUUUCCCCCCCCGCGGGCCGGCGCCUUCGCCGCCCUGUGGCUGUGGAACCCCAUGGUCGCCGCCAUCAGCGCCCGCGGCAGCUGCGAGGGCCUCCUGGGCGUCCUGACCGCCGCGCUGGUGUGGGCCGUCGAGGCGAGGCGCGUCGGCCUGGCCGGCGCCGUCCUCGGCCUGGCGGUGCAUUUCAAGAUCUACCCCUUCAUCUGGGCCGGCGCCGUGGUCUGGUGGAUGGACCGCGAGCGCAUGGGUGGCCCGCGAGCCGGGCCGGCGGCCGCGCCGGAGGAGCCGGCCUCCCUGGGCGCCCUGGUGCGCGGGUUCGUGUCCCCCGACAGGAUGAAGCUCGCUGCCGUUAGCUUGGCCACGUUUAUGGGCUUGAACGCGCUCAUGUAUUCCGUCUACGGCACGCCCUUCCUGACGCACACCUUCCUCCACCACGUCUCCCGCAUCGACCACCGCCACAACUUCUCCCCUUACAACACCCUCCUCUACCUCACCUCCGCCGAGCCAGCCUCCUCCCUCCGCGCCGAAUCCCUCGCCUUCCUCCCCCAGCUCCUCCUCUCCUGCGUCCUCAUCCCCUUUGUGCUGGCGAAAAAGGACCUCGCCACGAGCAUGAUGGCCCAGACCUUGGCCUUUGUCACCUUUAACAAGGUCUGCACUUCGCAGUACUUCCUGUGGUACAUGAUUUUCCUGCCGCUGUACCUCCCUGGCUCGACCUUGCUUCGCAAGCCGGCCGUCGGCGUCUCUGCGCUGGUGCUCUGGAUUGCGGCGCAGGCGGCGUGGCUGCAGCAGGGAUAUCAGCUGGAGUUUCUGGGGCGGAGCACCUUCUUCCCGGGUCUAUGGGCCGCUUCUCUAGCCUUCUUCCUUGUCAAUUGCUGGAUUUUGGGGAUAAUAAUCUGCGACGGGGCGGUGACUCAUGACAAGCUUCACGUAGAGUAG